GGCCGUGGGAUAAGGCAAAUCCAUCGCAUGACCCGAUGCAUGUCAACGGCACUGCCAAGAAAUGCAACCUUGCAUGUCAGCGACCGCCGGGAUUAGCAAAGGCUGUUCAGAUUUUGAUAAUUUCUUUCUUCUAUCUCGGUCGAGAAACAUGCCCAUGGGCUUACACGCUGCAGAUCUACGACAGACGGUGUCUUGCUUCAGUAACAAUGCUGAAUGGAGCUGGGAUGGGCUAUUGCCUUACUUUAAAGAGGUUGUCUCAAUUCUCCUUUUCCCGGCAUGAUUGGAUGACACUGAAGGAGAUCUAGGCAUAGAACUUCUAUCCUCCAAGCCCUAAGCUGGUCGAGCAGUUUGAUAUCAAGUACGAUGAAAGCUUAUAGGAUAACACAUUCGGCACGCAUGCUUCGUUCCAAACGUUUCAUUGACCGGCAUUGAGCGAGUUGACUUCUUCGUAACAUGAAUCAAUGCUGAUGCGCGUCUUUCAGAACACGGAGUGGAGGCUUUCGGCGAUACUGAACGGGUUAACUUUCUCCCCGCGAACGGUACAUGCAAAAAGGGGUAUCACUGUUGUCAUUGGGGUCAUCCUUACUCCGCAGCUCAUUCGGCGCAGUGGCGCUAGGCCCGAAAGCCUGUUUGAGGCUGCCGGGAUCGAUGCCAUGGUAGAUCGCCCUGAUAUGAGACAUAAGUUUGAAGACCAUCUUAUGAGCGCCGGCGCCACGUUAAUGUGUAUGGCCGGGGUACGGCCUCAAGUUGCUGGUGUAUGGGAUGAAGGGGCUGAGCGUUGUGGAUGCCAGCAUACAACCUGGCUUGCCUGGUGAUUACACGCAGCAUACUGCCCAUGUCGUUGUUGAAAAGGUGAGUACUUUGGAAAGUUGACGUUGACGCUUAUCGACUCUGCUCUGAAGCUGCAGAAUUGAUUAAAGCCCGGGCCAAUAGUAGGUGUAAGUCGGCAAGGAGACUUUGAAACUACUGAAAUAUGUCAACACAAGCGCAAGGGCCCAGGUAGCCUGAUUUCUGUCCUUUGAAUAGAAAUGUAGACAGUACAAGCCGGCCACGAGGCCUUCCGCCAUACAAAACGAUAAGAGAGAGAGAGAGAGAGAGAAAGGUGCUAAGAGAGCCAAGAUUGUAUCAAACAGGAGAUGCUGGUCUCGGUGAAA
Colletotrichum navitas is the source of this 1154-nucleotide messenger RNA. RefSeq lists its product as uncharacterized. The record is from RefSeq and is a predicted model, not a curated record. Bases 462 to 815 code for a protein of 117 amino acids. The transcript has a single exon. NCBI's taxonomy places the organism in Eukaryota, Fungi, Ascomycota, Sordariomycetes, Glomerellales, Glomerellaceae.